Messenger RNA from Rhagoletis zephyria (snowberry fruit fly), 361 nucleotides. It is a transcript of the gene UQCR-6.4, whose product is annotated as Ubiquinol-cytochrome c reductase 6.4 kDa subunit. Gene Ontology annotation, cellular component: mitochondrial inner membrane. Gene Ontology annotation, biological process: mitochondrial electron transport, ubiquinol to cytochrome c. The record is from RefSeq and is a predicted model, not a curated record. NCBI's taxonomy places the organism in Eukaryota, Metazoa, Arthropoda, Insecta, Diptera, Tephritidae.
ACUAUCGAUAGUGCCAUCGAUAGUUUUCCAGCUCUAAUUUGAGAUUAGUUGAAAAUUUUUGUUGCCUCCAUAAUUUGGUUAAUUUUAUUGGUGGAUUGUAGUAUUUCCGAUAGACAAAAUGAGGAUCCCUUUUGGCAAAAAACAUGCUGAAAUAGCUACAUCUUUCGUCUCGUCGGCCGCUGGUUUUGGUGGCGCAGCGGGGCUUGCGCUACUCUACUUCACAGACUGGAAGGUCGUGUUGCAGUACGUGCCAAUCUAUAAUACGAAAUUCGAUAAAUCCGAAUAAAUUAAUCGUUAAAGUUUACAACAUGUGUUCCAAAAUAAAGUCAAAUUUUCCGUGAAAGGUGCGGCUAAAACGAAA